UAUAUAACUGCUCGCUCCCUUCUCCACCUAAUAACCCCACUCUCGCUAAAUUAUCGCAAGAUAAAUGACAGAAAAAUUAUAGAAAAAAUUGCCCGGAAGAUUGUUACUUUUACUGUAAGAGUGUGUGUGUGUGAUUCGAUCCCGCCGAUUAGUUUCCGCACCACUCGACGCCCCGAUCUGGGUGUUACAUUCAUGCUAGACGCAAUGGGGGGCUGUCAACGGUUCUUUUUGUGGAAAUGGUGACGAUUUCGGCCGUGAGUUUGAUUGGGUUGAGCACCAUUUCGAUGUCGUAUGAGCGGAACGAAUUGGUGCAAAUGUCGGCUCCUUCUACGGCUUCAAACAAGGUUUUCAAGAGUGGUCCGCUUUUCAUAUCUUCAAAAGGAAUAGGCUGGAAGUCUUGGAAGAAGCGGUGGUUUAUACUCACACGUAUCUCUUUAGUUUUCUUCAAAAAUGAUCCUAGUGCACUUUCACAAAGAGGUGGUGAAGUAAACCUGACUUUGGGUGGCAUUGACUUAAACAAUACUGGGAGUGUUGUAGUUAGAGAAGAUAAAAAACUAUUGACCAUAUUGUUUCCAGAUGGAUGUGAUGGCCGAGCGUUCACCCUAAAGGCUGAGACAUCUGAGGAUUUGUGCCAGUGGAAGACAGCCCUAGAACAUGCCCUUGCACAAGCCCCAUGUGCUAACCCUGUUAUGGAAUACAAUCGGAUUUUUCGGAAUGACACAAAUGAUUCAGUUGAUGGAUCUUUACAGCAAUGGAGGGAUAAGCGUCCUGUUAAAUCCUUGGUUGUUGGAAGACCAAUUCUGCUUGCACUAGAAGAUAUUGAUGGUGGACCAUCCUUUCUUGAGAAAGCUCUUUGUUUUCUUGAGAAGUAUGGAAUCAACGUUGAAGGGAUUUUACGACAAUCUGCAGAUGUUGAGGAGGUAGACCGUAGAGUUCAAGAGUAUGAACAAGGCAAGACUGAAUUUGUUCCUGAUGAGAAUGCUCAUGUUGUUGGGGACUGCAUUAAGCUUGUUCUUAGGGAACUACCCUCGUCUCCAGUUCCAGCAUCCUGCUGUACUGCAUUGCUAGAGGCUUGCAAAAUCGAUCGGAAAGAGGCUAGAGUAAAUGCAAUGCGUUCAGCAAUAAUGGAGACAUUUCCUGAACCAAACCGACGUUUAUUGCAGAGAAUUCUGAAGAUGAUGCAUACCAUCUCUUCUCAUGCUCAUGAGAACCGGAUGACUCCAUCUGCUGUUGCUGCUUGCAUGGCACCUUUGCUCCUACGCCCUCUAUUAGCUGGGGAGUGUGAGUUGGAGGACAUCUUUGAAAUGAAUGGUGAUAAUUCAGCCCAGCUUCUUGCUGCGGCAACUGCUGCUAAUAAUGCCCAAGCAAUUAUUACAACUCUCUUAGAGGAGUAUGAUAAUUUCUUUGAUGAUGAAAACCUUAAUAGAUGCUCCAUCUCAGCUGAUUCGCAGAUUGAAAACAGUGGGACAGAUGAUUCAACUGAUGAUGAAAAUCUAGAUAUGAAAGAUAAUGGUUAUCAUGAUGCUGAAAAUGAAGCUGAUCCAGAAAAAGAUGAUGAUCCUGAACGUGUUCACAGUGGAAAAUUGAGUGAAAGUAGUGGUUGUGCUGGCUGUGAGCUUUACGAUUAUAAGGCAUUUGGGGGUGAUAAUUCAGAUGUUGGAUCACCUAGUAAAAAAAAUCAAGCCUCGACUGAAAGUUCUAAUUUAUGUGUUGAUCAUCAACAAAUGAGGGAUCCAAAUGGUGAACUGUCUGAGGAACGAGGCAAGCAGAAGAAGGUAAAUGACAAAUCAAUUAAUGAGGUGGACCCUCCAAGUGUGUCACCUGCUGGCGAGCCCUACCAAUCAGUGGGGGAGAUUCUGUCUUCAAUAGAUCCAGUGUAUCCAUUGCCUAUGCCUGGAAUUGAACAGGGUCCUGGAAAGACAAUGUCUCAGUUGAAUGUCUUCAAUAAAGUUACAGGAUCAAAUGAUGCAAAGCGAUCAACAUUCUGGGGAAGGGACAAUGCCAGAAACACACCCUCAACUGAAUCAGUUGAUUCUUCCCAAGAAGAAGAGCUUGCCAUUCAGAGGCUUGAGAUUGCCAAAAAUGACUUACAACACAGGAUUGCAAAGGAGGCUAAAGGAAAUGCAAUUUUACAAGCAAGCUUGGAGAGAAGGAAGCAAGCUUUGCAUGAGCGGCGCCUGGCACUUGAACAAGAUGUUUCAAGAUUGCAAGAGCAGUUGCAAGCUGAAAGAGACCUUAGAGCCGCACUGGAAGUCGGUUUGAGCAUGUCUUCUGGACAGUUUUCCAGUUCGCGUGACAUGGAUUCUAAGACGAGGGCUGAGCUAGAGGAGAUUGCUCUUGCUGAAGCAGAUGUGGCCAGGCUGAAGCAGAAAGUUGCAGAACUCCACCAUCAACUUAAUCAGCAAAGGCAGCAUCACUAUGGUUCACUCUCUGAUGCGUGCGACCGUUAUGGACAUGUCCAAAAUCAUAAUUCCCAACAGAGAUUUCUUCAGCAAGAUUUUGAUACAACCCUUGCAUAUUAUAAUCAUGACCGGAAACAGAGGACCGAGGUAUGUUUUGAGAGCUUGUUAGGAACAGACUGGAGGGGUAUUAAAGGACAGGUGUUAGCAUCUGGCAGCAAUAUCAAGCAGCCUUCUCGAAAGCAAAUUAUUGAUUCAACAAGCCUGGGUGAUUCUAAAAGUACUGAGACAUCCAUCGGAAUGCCGAUGGAUGAACUUUGUGCUGUUGAUUCUGCCACCAUGCCUUCCAUUUCCAGAGCAGUGGAGAUGGAGUAUCCAAGACAUCCAUCUGCAGCAUCUUCUACAUUGGUUGAAUUGACAACACGUCUUGAUUUCUUCAAAGAAAGACGUUCUCAGCUCAUGGAACAGCUCCACAACCUUGAUUUGAACUACAGCACAACGUCUUCGCAAGACUUCGUCUUUAGAACAUUAUCCCCAUCAUGGAAUUGACUGACUGAAGAUGAUGCUUCAUUAACUGCGCUGGGAAGAAGAUUGCCUGACAUCUUGUUGUAUAUUCUUCUACACUAUAACGUGUAUAACUUUGAUCUGUAGUUGGAUGUUGUAUUGUUUAAUGUCCACUGUUUCAUAUUUAAAGCUUCUUUUCUUCACUUCUCAGAGAGAAUGUGAUUGGGAUUUUUGGAAGACUAUUCUCCUUCUGUUCUUCUACUUCUUUCUUUCUUUAUUAUUAUUAUUUUUUUGGGUCAUAAACGAUGUAACAUUCUGUUUUUUUGGAAUAGCAAGUGGAGGUAUGUUAUUGAACAAACGCCAUUAUAGGGAACUAAUUUUCCCGUGUAUGAUAAAAACUUUCCUG
Juglans regia (Persian walnut) is the source of this 3309-nucleotide messenger RNA. RefSeq names its product rho GTPase-activating protein 7-like. The transcript has 23 exons. Gene Ontology annotation, biological process: signal transduction. The coding region runs from base 237 to 2948 and encodes 903 amino acids. Lineage: Eukaryota; Viridiplantae; Streptophyta; Magnoliopsida; Fagales; Juglandaceae. The record is from RefSeq and is a predicted model, not a curated record.